UAGUGUUUCUACAGUAAUUUGUCACAUGGCAACUUUAUGUAAAGCGUGUAUUGUAUUUACAAGUGUUUUCAAAGUAUAAUUUCUAACUUUAAAAAAACUUUGUAACAUGAUAAAGAUAAAAUAUCGGAUACAUAAAGGUUUAUUCUAAGAGAAGAAGAGGAUAAUGCAAUUUAGCCGGAAAAUGAAUCAACAUUUUAAGUUUUGGCAAAAACAGAUAUUAAGAAAAAACAUAGUUUUGGUUAAUAAAUUAUUUAGUUCAAUAAGAAAUAUAGAAAAACUUGCAGAAAAUUUAAAUUCACAUUUCAAACCAGUUCAGGAAAAAGUUAGCAUUGAAGUAAGGAAAAAUAUUGAACACAAAUGGAAAAACAAAAUAAGUUAUCCACUUUGUGUAUCUAAUGAAGUGGAAAGGAAUGAAAAAUUUUAUUUAUUAUCCAUGUUUCCAUAUCCAUCUGGUGAUUUACAUCUGGGACAUGUUAGAGUAUAUACAGUUGGUGACGCCUUGGCAAGAUUUCACAGCAUGAAUGGUAAACAGGUAAUUCAUCCUAUGGGAUGGGAUGCAUUUGGUUUACCAGCAGAAAAUGCUGCUAAAGACAGAAAUCAGCAACCAGAAAUUUGGACAAGAAAAAAUAUUGCAAAUAUGAAAGAACAGGUACAACAGCUGGGUAUUACAUAUGAUUGGAAUAGGGAAUUUGCAACUUGUGAUCCAUCAUAUUAUAAGUGGACUCAGUAUUUAUUUCUGAAAAUGUUUGAUAAAGGAAUGGCAUAUAGACAAAAGGCAUUAGUAAACUGGGAUCCAUUAGAUCAAACUGUCUUAGCUGAUGAGCAGAUUGAUGAAAAUGGUUUAUCAUGGCGAUCUGGAGCAAAAGUUGAAAAAAGAUAUCUCAGGCAAUGGUUUCUUCGAACUACUGCAUUUUCCAAAUCUCUCUACGAUAAUUUAGAUUGUCUUGAUUCUAUACAUUGGAGCCGUUUGAAAAAAAUUCAAAGAAAUUGGAUUGGUGAAUGUAAAGGGUUUAUAUUUGAUUUUGCAGUGACAUUUAAAGGAAAAAAGUUAAAUGAUUUCUUAACUGUUUGGACAGAAAGGCCAGAAUUAUUAUAUGGAGUAAGUUAUAUAACAGUUUCCUCAGAACAUCACCUUAAUUCCAAAGAAUAUAUUGAUAAAUCAGCAAAAACUUCAUCUGAAUAUCAGCUUUUAAUUAAUGCAAUUCAUCCGUUUACUGGAGAAAGUUUACCAGUAUUUGUAUCUAAUAAGUCUGAAUAUCCACUUGCUGGGAAUUGUCAAAUUGGUAUUCCUGGUGAAGUUAUGGAAGAUCAAUUGUUUGCAGAUCAGUUUACUUUAAAAAAGAUUAAAGUUGUUGAUAUAACAUCUGGAACAUUAAUAAACUCUGGAGAGUUCACUGGCAUGGAUUUGGAACAUGCAAGGAAAAAAAUUUGCCAGACUGCUCAAGAAAAGGGAAUAGGUGGUUAUCAGUCCAGUGCAAAAUUAAGAGACUGGUUGAUUUCCAGGCAGCGAUAUUGGGGUACUCCAAUUCCUAUCAUUCAUUGUUCGACAUGCAAUAUUGUUCCUGUUCCAUAUGAUGAUUUACCUGUUACACUUCCAUUUUUGGAAACUCUGCAAACAAAUAUUUCUCCACUUGCAGCUGUUGAAGAUUGGAUUAAUGUUGAAUGUCCCAAAUGUGGAAAACCAGCAAAAAGGGAAACUGAUACAAUGGAUACCUUUGUAGACAGUGCAUGGUACUUUUUAAGAUUUCUUGAUCCUCAGAAUAAUAAAGAACCUUUUAAUAGUGAAGUUGUUAAUUCCCUGUUACCUAUAGAUUUAUAUAUUGGUGGAAUUGAACAUGCUGAUGUUCAUCUCUAUUAUGCAAGAUUUUUUAGUCAUUUUCUUCAUAGUUUGGGAUUGUUAAAAGAAAAAGAACCAUUUCAUCGUGUUUUAUGUCAAGGUUAUGUAAAGGGUAAAACAUAUUUUGUUAAAGAAACUGGAAAGUACCUAAAACCAGAUGAGAUUGAUAUUGCAGAUUCAGUUGUGAGAGAAAAAGCAACUGGAAAGCUUGUACAAGUUGAAUGGGAAAAAAUGAGCAAAUCAAAAUUUAAUGGUGUUUCACCAAAUGAUGUUAUAGAACACCAUAGUGUUGACACAACUCGACUAUGCAUGUUGUCAUUUGUAGCCCCUGAAACUAAUCGUAAAUGGGAUGAUAAAGGUCUUAGAGAUGCAUUAAGUUGGCAACGAAAACUUUGGUUAACUCUUGAAACAUUUGAAAAAAUUAAAAAUAAUACAAAUCCUAAAGAAUUACCAGAAAAUGAAUGGAAAAAAUGGGAAAACGUUUUAUAUAAAAACAGAAAUGACUGUAUUAAAAAGGUUACUUUUCAUUUUAAUACAACAUGUCAAAUAAGUGUUGGAAUAUCUAAAUUACAAGAAUUAACAUCAGUGCUUCGGAUAAAAUGUAUUAUUCCCGAUGAAGAUGAAACCGAGUAAAAAUUGACAACUGGUGUUAUCCGGUGUUC
Messenger RNA from Centruroides sculpturatus (bark scorpion), 2499 nucleotides. Its product is annotated as probable leucine--tRNA ligase, mitochondrial. Gene Ontology annotation, molecular function: aminoacyl-tRNA deacylase activity; leucine-tRNA ligase activity; ATP binding. Lineage: Eukaryota; Metazoa; Arthropoda; Arachnida; Scorpiones; Buthidae. The record is from RefSeq and is a predicted model, not a curated record. Gene Ontology annotation, biological process: leucyl-tRNA aminoacylation; mitochondrial translation. The coding region runs from base 164 to 2470 and encodes 768 amino acids. Gene Ontology annotation, cellular component: mitochondrion. The transcript is spliced from 19 exons.